Messenger RNA from Sitophilus oryzae (rice weevil), 640 nucleotides. Its product is annotated as ADP-ribosylation factor-like protein 2-binding protein. The transcript is spliced from 4 exons. Gene Ontology annotation, cellular component: mitochondrial intermembrane space. NCBI's taxonomy places the organism in Eukaryota, Metazoa, Arthropoda, Insecta, Coleoptera, Curculionidae. The record is from RefSeq and is a predicted model, not a curated record. Bases 114 to 614 code for a protein of 166 amino acids. Gene Ontology annotation, biological process: maintenance of protein location in nucleus; positive regulation of tyrosine phosphorylation of STAT protein.
GUUUCAUUUAUACCUGACAAAUUAAUUAUUUGGAAUCUAUUGUUUCCAUGGUAACGAGACCAUUGCCAUUUUGAAAUGUUUAAUCAUUAAAAUUCCUAGUAGUUAAUCGAAAAAUGGCAGCUACAAAAUGUGAAAUGACUAAAAGCGUCGAUCAAAACGAACACGAAAUUUCGUUUUUUUCUGUCGAUACAGAAGGCCCAGAAAAAUCUUUUGCCGAUAUUGUUGGAUGCAUAGAGAAUAUAAUUAUUAGCGAUAAAUUUAUGAGAGUCCAAAACACGUUUUUAGAGACCUACUAUAGGGAAUUCGUAAGAGACGAUGAAAAUAAAUUGAUUUAUACCGAUAUAUUCAAGAAAUAUUUGGAAACCGUCGAGAGAUUUAUUGAGCAAGAGUUAGUUAAAGAAAUACCUGGGUUUGAGAUGCAGAUAUUAGAAAAUUUGUUAAAGAAUAAAUCAAAAAAAGAAUUAGACGGCGAGAUUUUCGAAAUGUUGUCAACUUUCUGGAAUUUCAGCACUUUUAAGGAAAUGAUUCUAGACUACAAAAACAUGAAAGAAGGCAAAGGAAUCGACUUUUCCAAAGACAUUCUGGUAACAAAAUACGACUUGGAUGGCAUUUAAAAAUUUAUUUCUUAGAAAAUUUAACA